Molecule: messenger RNA, 170 nt
Organism: Acaulospora morrowiae
Lineage: Eukaryota; Fungi; Glomeromycota; Glomeromycetes; Diversisporales; Acaulosporaceae
Source: the annotation of a GenBank genome assembly
AUAUAAUAAGUGAGGAUGACAAAUCUUUAUCUAAUACCUCGGUAAGUGUCUCAAAUACUGAAGUCUCACCUAAUAAUACGACUCUCAUCUUUAGCCACGAAGUGACUGCCUCCAGCAAUUCCUUUGAUGUUGAUGAGAUGGGUGAGGUCAAGACACAGCUGGGAAACUAG